Epinephelus lanceolatus (giant grouper) is the source of this 4946-nucleotide messenger RNA. It is a transcript of the gene arhgap10, whose product is annotated as Rho GTPase activating protein 10. Gene Ontology annotation, cellular component: cytoplasm. Lineage: Eukaryota; Metazoa; Chordata; Actinopteri; Perciformes; Serranidae. Gene Ontology annotation, molecular function: protein binding; GTPase activator activity. Gene Ontology annotation, biological process: signal transduction. The record is from RefSeq and is a predicted model, not a curated record.
UCAGCAGAGUUUCUCAAUCUGUCACUUAGGUAGGUGGAGUACGUUUGAUGAGGGAAGGAAAAACUGGACACAGCCACCAUGACUUUCUGACAACUCCCGUGAGCCGAUGAACACCUCAACCGUUAGCGUGUUGCUCUCACCUUCCAACUGUCAUACCUGUUAGCUGCUCUUUGCGUGAUUUGACAACUGUGGAGCAACACCCAUGCGCUUGUGUCAGAAGUUAUAAUGCUAACCCCCCGUUAGCUGCUGCUGCUGCUGCUGCUUCACGUAGCUAUGCUUUGACUUGAAGCUGCCAUCGAAAAGAGCGGUAAAUUGACUGUAACGGCUGGUUUAGUUUUUAUACUACGAAGUUAAGCGUCAGUUUGAGCAGUUUCCCCGUUGUUGUAAGCGAAGCCAUCAAUCUGUGACAGACAUGGGACUACACCCGCUGGAAUUCAGUGAAUGCUAUCUGGACAGCCCCCUCUUCAGGGAGAAAAUCAAGGCACACGAAGCAGAGCUGGACAAGACCAACAGAUUUAUCAAAGAGCUGUACAAAGAUGGGAAGAACCUCAUCAAUGCAACCAAGCAGCUUGGGAUGGCACAGCGAAAGUUUGCACAGUGCCUGGGCGAGUUUCAGUUUGAGUACAUCGGCGAUGCGAAGACUGAUGAUGAACGAUGUAUUGAUGAGUCUUUGCAAGAGUUCUCCUCAUUCCUCAAGAACCUCGAAGACCAAAGAGAGCUGAUGAUGAGAAACAUCACAGAAACCUUAAUGAAACCUUUGGAGAAGUUCAGGAAAGACCAUCUUGGUAUAGUAAGGGCGGAAAGAAAGAAGUAUGAGAAAGAAACAGAGAAAUACUACAGCUCCCUGGAAAAGCUUCUGAACAUGUCAGCAAAGAAGAAAGAGCCACAGCUACAAGAGGCAGACAUCCAGGUGGAAACCAUGAGGCAGCACUUUCAGGAGGAGUCACUGGACUAUGUGUGCAAACUGCAGGAGAUCCAAGAGAGAAAGAAGUUUGAGUGUGUGGAGCCGAUGCUGGCCUUCUUUCAGACCGUCUUCACCUUUUACCACCAGGGCUUUGAGCUCGCCAAGGACUUUGACCAUUAUAAAAGAGCACUGCAGAUCAAUAUUCAGAAUACAAGGAGUCGAUUUGAGGGCGCGCGGUCGGAGGUGUACGAGCUGAUGAAGAGGAUAAGGGAGGCACCUCAAGAAUACAGGCAGACCAGCCCUAUCAGUUAUGAAGGCUACCUCUAUGUACAGGAAAAACGGCCACCUCCCUUUGGUUCAAGCUGGGUCAAGCGCUACUGCACAUUUGUCAAAGAGCAAAAAAUCCUGCACAUGGUGACCUUCGACCACAGAUCUGGUGGCAAGCAGGGUGAAAUGGAGUCUGUCACGCUCAAAUCCUGCCUCCGCAAAACGACAGACAUGUUGGACAGGAGGUUCUGCCUAGAGCUCGACAUAACAGAUCGGCCAGGCACGGUGCUAACAGUACAGGCUCUGUCAGAGGAUGACCACAAGUUUUGGAUGCAGGCCAUGGGUGGGAAGGAACCUAUUGGACACUAUCUUGGGAGGACUUUCUCUAAAGAAAGAGGAAUUGAUGCCCAGCUGGAUGAUGUGGGUUUGAGUUUUAUGAAGAACUCCAUCAGCGCCAUAGAGACCAGAGGUAUUAAUGACCAAGGCCUGUACAGAGUUGUCGGGGUGAGCUCCAAGGUCCAGAAGCUCCUCUCAUUAAUGAUCGAUGAGAAGAGCAACGAAGUGGAUCUGUCUACCAAUGACGACUGGGAUGUUAAGACAAUAACAAGUGCACUGAAGCUUUAUCUCAGGAGCCUUCCUGAGCCGUUGAUGACCUAUGGACUUUACAAAGAGUUUAUUAGCCCUGCGAAGGGCGGUAGUCCAGAGUCUCGCAUCCAAGCCGUCCACUGCCUGGUCCACAAACUACCGGAGAGGAAUCGACAAGUCCUCGGGCUGCUCAUGAAGCAUCUGGCCAAUGUGGCGGCUCACAGUAAACAGAAUCUGAUGACUGUGGCCAACCUGGGCGUGGUGUUUGGCCCCACAUUAAUGAGGCCACAGGAGGAGACUGUCGCUGCCAUCAUGGAUCUCAAGUUCCAGAACAUUGUGGUGGAGAUCCUCAUUGAACACCACGAAAAGAUCUUUGCAGAUGCUCCGGAGUCAUGCCCUCUUUCACCUGCUGCCCCAGUAUUCUCUGCUCCCACAAGGCAGUCCAAGAAGCUGAGUCGACAGAAUCGGCCUCUGGCUGUCUACAAUCCACAAGCCCUAGACAUUCAGAAUGUGUCAGCAGUGGGAGAUAGUUCCAGUCUAGCUACAGAUGAGACGUCGAUGGGCAGCAAUGAGUCUGUAUCAUCCCAGUCAUCGUCAGCCUCGGCUUCAGAGGUGCCAACAGAGAAGAGCGAGCAUGUCCCACUUAGUGCCACCCUCAGCUCAGGCAGCAACUCCAGGGCCCCCGCAGCAGGAGCCUCCUGGUCCAGCACUGGAGCCUCAGGAGAAAGCCAACCUGCUUCCACCACCGCUGCCUCUGAAAAAGACAAACCAGAGGAGAGUGUCACCAGCAGGAAAGCCAAGGCAGUGUACCCAUGUGAGGCUGAGCACGACUCUGAGCUCUCCUUCCAGGUCGGCGCAAUAUUCAAUGCCGGUAAGUGUUAUCGCCUACACCAGUCGCUCACUCAGAACCAGCCCUGGCAUAUUGGAUUUGGAGGAAAACCGAACACCCAAUCUGAUCUUCAAUCGAAUAGAGAGAUGAGACGAGGAGAAGGAGAACGGGGAGGGAGGGGGGCAGGAGACACAGAUUUUCUCUUCAGUGUGUCUGGAAGAGGCUCGACUGAGCUUUAAUCACUCUCAGAGGAAAUGAGGAUUUUGUAGUUGGUAUUUUUUUUUUGCCUUUUUUGGUUAGACACAGAUAUUAUAGAUAUGCUAUGGUUUUAACUGUGGGGAUGUCUUUGAUAAGAUCCCACAGUGCUUUGCAGUUUCUUGUUUUUGUUUUUUUCUUGCUUAAAAGGUGAGAUCACAUCUUUUUUGACAUUGUUAGCCUCCACUGCAAAUAUAACCAAUGCGAUCCAUCAGAGGUCUAAUGAUCAAAAAUUAGGAUCUAAAUGUCAAAAUCUGACAACUUUCAUUAAUGAAUAAGGAUAAGACAAACUGAAACCUCGCCUUAACCUCUAUCUACUCUACAUACAAUAUUUCUUGUUAUGUUGCCUGCACAUUAAAACAUCAAUAUUUGAUUGUUGGUUGAAAGAGUUCAUGCCAGGAUAAAUGCCUACAAUGGCAAAAUGUAAUUUACUAGAAAGCCGAUUUCCAACUCAUAUUAUCUGAAUAAUAAUAAACAUAAAAUUAAUUUUCAAAGCUAAAUUAGGUUAUGUUCCAUAGGCCAUUCUUUUUAUCUGAAUUUUAAUUUUGAAGUUUUGCUUAGUAAAAGUGUGACUGAAUGAUCUCAACUUAAAUCUUCGCUUCCACAUGCAGAGUUUGGAAGGUUUCAGUAUAGUUUUGCUCAUAGUCUGUCUUUCCCUCAUCUCGUGAACAGGCUUCAAAUGAAGAGACAGCAUUGCAACAUAAAUAUUAUACGACGAGGCUCUCCUUAACUAAACAUCUGCAGUAUCUAGAGGACCCUUGACAUUUUGCAUAUUUUGCUGCACUGUUCAGUUAUUUCUAAAUGUAUAUGCCUUUUUUUUUUUUUUUUUUUUUUGGCCUGAGCUAUGUGCAUAACAAACGUGCAAAAGGUCAAGAGGUCUGAAUGCUUGAGCAAACACUGUACAUACAGUUUGUCUAAAGAAAAAAAAAAUCAACAUAUGUCUAUGUUUCCUCACUCUUAAAACUGAAAAUGUAACUUUGCCUCGCUUAUUUAUUUUCUUAAAGGUGCAGUCUGUAAUAAUUGUUGGCUUGGUUUGGUUUAAUUGUGUCAUAAAACAAUUUCUAUAUGACAUAGUCAGUGUUAACAUGGACACAACUACAACAAAACAGAUAAGGUUCUUAGUUGUACUUAGUAGAGAAGUGCAGUGAAUGUUGACAGAGGUUGUCCUUCCAUUUAAGGACAUGCAUUAGCUUUAUUAUGUGUUGACUAAAGAAUGAAAUAUAUAAUUUACGUGACGAUAAAACCCCUAAAAAUAGCAGUAAAAACAAUCGAUGUUAUUGUGCUCGGAUAGGAGUGGGGCUGUUUGUUUAUCACCUGUCUCUCAGUUUGAUGAGGACGAGCUGAUGUUUAAAUACCUUUAACAAUGUCAGAAAACAUUAAUAAUGCACAAUGAGUUGUUUUGUUGUGGUUGCCCUUCUAUUAGAGGACCUGUCAGUCAAUUGAGGAGUAAAAACAUGUUUGAAUCCCGCUUUGAAUUUUAGUGGCGGGUCAACUCUUUUGAUUACACCUGUAUAAAAGACUCGGCUUUUAAGUUCCUUGUUCAUUUUGUGUUUAAUUAACACACAAUACAGUCUCGGUAAACACAUUUCUUUGUGUCCUGUGACAUGUUACAUGAAGAAAAAAAAGAAGCAUUGAAUUAGUUUAUGUCUUGAUUUUGCCUCAGAAGUUCUAACUGACAAUAUAUCCAUGCAAUAGCUGACUUGCAAAUGCACUCAAAAUUUUAAAUUGGCUCACUUUGUUGGCAAAUCAUGAGUCCUGGGAGGAUUUUGAGAAGGCAUGCCACAGAAAUGUUCUGUGCCUUGACACAUCUGUCAUAACUAAACGGUUUGUGAGAGCUCUGCUUUGCUGCUGAAGUUAAGCUCAUGGUGAAAUUCUAGAAAAAUGGGAUCCAAAAACAGACUUGAGAUGUACAGUAGAGAUAAAAAUGACUCACAGUGGAGUUUAGUGUAACCUCGUAAUCACUGUAUCCUCUGCAGACCUGCGCUCUGUUUGCUCUGACACAUGCACCAUGCACGCGCUCUAUACUCAACGGAGGCUCUGUGUCCUCUGUCUGUCCCCCACCCUCACCCUCCCUGUGCUGUUGUACCCCCCCCCCCCCCGGUGACG